Laccaria bicolor S238N-H82 is the source of this 1209-nucleotide messenger RNA. RefSeq lists its product as uncharacterized. The record is from RefSeq and is a predicted model, not a curated record. Bases 1 to 1209 code for a protein of 402 amino acids. Lineage: Eukaryota; Fungi; Basidiomycota; Agaricomycetes; Agaricales; Hydnangiaceae. The transcript has a single exon.
AUGGUCCUAUCAGUGUGCCGAAGAUGUGCUACCACCAUAGUGAACAACGCGCUCGGUAUCCAACGAGAUACAAGUGAUGUUUUAUGUGAUGCAGACUCCGUAGCACCAAGCUUCGGCGCUGGUGCACCCGAUACCCAGCGAGCGAACCUAGACGCAGAAAUUGACGUGGUGGAUCAGCUCAUUUUCAAGCUUCGCGUGGAGCGAGCACGACUAUGCAAAAAACGAAACACGCUGUCACCCAUAUCCCUCUCCCUACCACCCGAGAUCCUAUCCGAGAUAUUUCUCUAUGCAGGUCUUCCGGACCUUUCCAGCAAAUCGGACAACUCCACCGUAGUGCCUCUGCUACUUGGCAAAGUGUGCACUGCAUGGCGGCAGAUUGCGUGGUCCAUGUCCGAACUUUGGUCGAGCAUCGAUAUUCGGGUGUCGAGGAAGCGGUCAGAUACACAGGCUGCGCUACUACGCGAAUGGCUAGAGCGUUCCGGCCAGCGUCCCCUAUCCAUUUCCCUAACCUCCGAAAACGGCGAACAUACUUGGAGGGAUGCGCUGACGCCCAUUGCAGUCAUUUCCGAGUUGGCCUCCGUAUGUUACAAGUGGCAGAAGAUAGACCUAUUCCUGCCAGAGGCGUGGUACGAGUGCCUCAGCAAGAUUGGAAAUCACCUCCCGCUCCUCACAUCCGUGAUGGUGCACCCUUCAGCAAAUGAAUUCAUUCCUCGGUCUAUGCAUGCGUUCAGCGAAGCACCUUUGCUUCACGAAGUCUCCUUUUCCCAUUACUACCUCCACGAUGUCAGUCUACCAUGGGGACAGCUAACGAAGCUCAAAGCAAAAUGUAUAUCCACAGACGAAUGUCUGGAGGCCAUCCAGCGGAGCACACAAUUGGUCGAGUGCCAUUUCGAGGAUGUAUACCCUCCAGAAGAUCAGUUUCCACUUCCUCCCAGUCCCGUCGUAAAUCAGCACCUGAAAAUUCUGCGGGUGGUCCUGAGCACGGGAACGGUGAUCGCGCCUCUCCUCGACCGUCUCACUUUGCCUUCACUCCACAGUCUCGAAAUUUCUUCAGCGGAACAAUCCAUAUGCGAGACGCUCAUCACUUUGGUCGAGCGGUCGUCCUGUCCCCUUACACGGGUUAAACUCUUAGGUGCCACCGUUCUAGAGGAGGACAUGAUUUCCUUACUCAAAGCUGUGCCCACUCUUAGUGAAAUGACUUCGCAUUGA